AUGGGCGCCCUCAGGAACGCGGCACUCUUCGUGCUGGCUGUCUCCUUCACCGUCUUCGUCGCCUUCUUCGGCCGACUACCGGCUCUGAGACAUACGCCCAUUGCAACGAUGCAUAGAAUAAUGUGGAUCCAUAUUCCAAAUGGCUUCCUUGCUGUAGACAAACUCAUAACGGGAGGGAGGUUCUCGACUUCCAUGAUACGCUUUGGCAACUUCAUGAUGCAUGACCGGCAUCCCACCGUCGUCAUAUUCUUCCUGCUCAUCCUCUCUGUUUCGGAAUACCUGUAUCUCCCAGGAGCGUGGCCCCAGAUUUCCUUCUUCCACAAGAUCAUAGGCUGUGUCGUCAUCUUCUUCCCCUACUGGUUUCUCUACCUGUCCGUCAUGGCCGACCCGGGCUACAUCACGGCCGAGAAUCACGCCUACUACAUGUCUCUCUACCCCUACGACUACUCAAUCUUCUACCCCGGACAGAAAUGCAGCACCUGCAACCUCAUCAAGCCACCCCGGUCCAAGCACUGCAGCAUCUGCAAACGCUGCGUCGCAAAACUCGACCACCACUGCAUCUUCAUCAACGGCUGCGUCGGCUACAAGAACCAGCACUACUUCGUCCUGCUCCUCCUGUCCACCGCCAUCCUAACCUCGUACGGCGGGCUCUUGGGCUUCUCCCUCCUCUCCAACAAGAUCGCCUCCAACUACCCUCAAUGGGCGCUGUGGCCGCCAAAGGGCAUGGAGAUCAAGGAGUACCUCCUCAUCUGGAGCUGGGCCCUGCAGGACAACGUCGGCAUGGGCGCCGUCACCCUCCUCGCGGCCAUGACCUCCCCUUUGGUCUGGGGCCUGCUUUCCUACACCUUUUGGCUCAUCUACUGCGGCACCACGACCAACGAGUCGCUAAAGUGGUCCGACUGGAAGGCCGAGAUGGACGACGGCUGCGCCUUCAAGCGCGGCAUGCCCGCGAACCGCGUCAGAGACAAGCGCUUCGAGCCGGAGAGAACGCGCUGGCCGCUCCAGACGCAGCAGGUGUUGACGAGGACCGAAGACGGUAUGCCGCCUCCGGACCACGGGCCUGGCGAUGGUGAGUGGGAACGCGUGUGGAAUCUGAAGGAUGUCGAAAAUCUAUACGAUCUGGGGCUGUGGGAUAACUUGGCGGAUAUUUUUGUGUCGAACUACGACUUUAACGUCAAACGAGACCAGCCGUCUGUGGAGGCCAUGGGGCGACAGAGGCAUUCGCCCAAAGCCUGA
Messenger RNA from Colletotrichum phormii, 1236 nucleotides. Its product is annotated as DHHC zinc finger protein. The transcript is spliced from 3 exons. Gene Ontology annotation, molecular function: protein-cysteine S-palmitoyltransferase activity. Bases 1 to 1236 code for a protein of 411 amino acids. Gene Ontology annotation, biological process: peptidyl-L-cysteine S-palmitoylation; protein targeting to membrane. The record is from RefSeq and is a predicted model, not a curated record. NCBI's taxonomy places the organism in Eukaryota, Fungi, Ascomycota, Sordariomycetes, Glomerellales, Glomerellaceae. Gene Ontology annotation, cellular component: Golgi apparatus; endoplasmic reticulum.